Messenger RNA from Lutzomyia longipalpis, 803 nucleotides. RefSeq names its product transmembrane protein 138. The record is from RefSeq and is a predicted model, not a curated record. The transcript has 3 exons. Lineage: Eukaryota; Metazoa; Arthropoda; Insecta; Diptera; Psychodidae. The coding region runs from base 98 to 562 and encodes 154 amino acids. Gene Ontology annotation, cellular component: cilium.
CGCGCAGGCGCAAAAAAAAAAAUUAAUGGCAGGAUUUUCAGGAUUUUGGAAAAAUCCUUUAUAAUUUGCAAAGAAAAAGUAGUCAGAGUGUUGCAAAAUGUUUAAGCUAUCGCUGAAGAAGUACUCAGCAUUUCUUUUUGUGCAAAUUGCUCUUCUAAUCUUUGAUUUGUCCGUUAAUACGUUUUCUUUCCUGGCCCGAGGAAAUAAAUCCCAUCUCAUUUCCAUCUAUAUUGCCCAGGAUGUCUGUCUUAUAAUCUCCUUCGUGGCUCUCCUGCACAGCCUGUAUUCAACCUAUGUCUGCCAGGCAGGGCUCAGUGAACUCCUCUACACCAAGUUCAGGACUGUUUUCAGCGUCCUUAUCAUUUACUUCCUGCUCUGUGUUCUCACCCAGGUUGCUUUCUAUACUCUACCCUGGCCCAAAACUAUCACAGCACUGUACAUCAUUCAGCGUCUCUUUUCUCCAUUUUACUACUAUUCCUGCAAGAGAGCUUCCCUCCGGAUGAGCGAUCCGCGCUUCUAUGAAAAUCUGGAUUGGAUCUCAGAGCAAAUGGCUAUCAAGUAAAAAAAAAGGAAAAGCAAGAAAGUCUGUUAAAAUCUGCAGGAAAACUCAUAUCAAAUCCCUCUUCUUGACCACACUAGAUAGUAAUUCCAACUCUUCUUGUUUAGUCGUAGAAGCACCACAAUGUCCCCUAAAUUGCAAUAGAAAUGUAAAAAUUCUCUGUAGAAAGAAAAUUCAUUGUGUAGAAGUAACAGAAAAUAUAUAUAUUUUGUGUGCUAAAAUGGGGAUGUGAACGAAAUAGAAA